This is a messenger RNA of Klebsormidium nitens, 1298 nucleotides long. NCBI's taxonomy places the organism in Eukaryota, Viridiplantae, Streptophyta, Klebsormidiophyceae, Klebsormidiales, Klebsormidiaceae. The record is from the annotation of a GenBank genome assembly.
GCUCGGUCUACCUGCCACCCCUUGGGCGGGCUGACAUGGCGCUCUCUGAGUGGCCCGGAUUUUAGUCCGAAGUUCAUUUGCUGAUGUUGGUUGUUGGGACUGGGUUGUGACAUCAUUGAUCACUUCUAAAGCGCCCCAGUGGCAGUAGCUUGGUGCAGGAGCGCUAUUAAAUGGGCAAAGACUUCGAUGAUUUGGUGAAAGAGUUGAAAGAUUUGGGGUUCAAGCAGCGAAAGAAGAAACUAGGUAACGGCGACAUCUGCUUUUAUCACGUAGAUUACCCAAACUUCGGUUUCUUAAGGGACUCUAACGUCAAUAAUUCAUUCAGGGUCAAAACUUACGUUGAUAAAGCAAUUGAAUUCUUGGAGGAGGCCAAACGCAACGCAGCGAAGGAGGAAGCAGAGCAGAAAGAGGCUGAAGAAGGGCCGGGGAAAAACAAGAAAGGGAAGAAGAAGAAGUAAUGGCUGCGGUGGGGCAGCAAGUGGUUCAGCGCGGCAUGGGGGCCAGGGGAAGAUUCAAGGGGGAGGGAAAGGGGAAGGAGCCGCAGAAACGAAAACGGACUGAAGCAGGUGGUGCGAGCGGCAGCGCAGCGGAAGGCGGGAGUCUGGAGCAGGGCGCUGCAAAGCUGAAGGCGGGAGAGUGGACGCGCGUCAAGGAGGCGGACGACUAUGAUGUCAAGGACGUGUUCUCCAAGGUGCUGCACGGGCUGGAGUACCCUGCGUACGUCUCGCGAGAGCUGCACGAGGAGACGGGAGUCCCCUUCUACUAUGCGGAGGCGCCCGACAUCAGGGACCUCUGCACCAUGAGGCCCAACGCGCGGGAGGCGCAGGAUGUGCUGGCGCGCCACCUCCACGCGGAGCUGGCAGAACGCGCAAUCAUCAGGAUGCUGCCACCGCUGCCGUCGCCAGACCUGCCGCCGAAUUCGGUGAAGCCGACCUACACCUGGAAGAUACGAAUCGACGGGGAGAGGCUCACCCGGUUACUCAACAGCAUCGACAUCGGCCAUGUCGAAGCUACCGAUUCGGAUUAGUGUGCUAGGCUCCUAUAUUGUUAAGGAAAUAAGUCAAACGAUGUUUGUGUGUAUGCUUCGCCAAGCAGGGGAUGCAAAAGCAGGGGCAGGCGUGCGAGCGCAGCUAGAGUUAGCCAAGACAAUAAACAGGCGGGCGCUUGCUUCUGCAGACCAGGGGCGGUGUGACCUCCUUCAUGAAAAGCUCGGACCUCGAAUUCGUUUCUUCAUGUAAUUUGCGGGUGUUCUUUCUCGAGGUUUGUCUACCUCACUAGUGGCUUCAUGAAACACGGGC